ACAGCAAGUAGUGACGGUUGAUGAUGUUGUGGCUGUCCACGCUGCCGAUAACACCCUGACAAGCGGUCCUCGGAGUCCAGGGAGGAGGGGAAGCUCGCCACGCAUGGAGUUGAGCUCGGAGCGUGUGCUGGCACCGCUGGAAAUGUCGCAGACGGCGAGCCAAGUUGGCGAGCCCGCUCCGGACAACGGCGACUACGAGAGCUUGCCGCCUCAUGUCUCGGUGACGACGCACAUGACAGCGGGCGCAGUGGCUGGAGUCCUGGAGCACACGGUCAUGUACCCCGUGGACUCCGUCAAGACAAGGAUGCAGAGCCUGCAGCCUGACCCCAAUGCUCGUUAUAGAGGCGUGUACGAAGCCCUGAGACGGAUCAUCCGCACAGAAGGUUUCCUCAGACCACUAAGGGGUCUCAACAUCACCAUGAUGGGCGCCGGUCCCGCCCACGCGCUCUAUUUUGCGUGCUACGAACGGGUCAAGCACUCCCUCAGUGACGUCAUUAAAAAUGGAGCCAACAGCCAUCUGGCUAACGGUGUUGCAGGCAGCGUGGCCACUGUCCUCCAUGACGCGGUCAUGAACCCUGCCGAAGUGGUGAAGCAGAGGAUGCAAAUGUACAAGUCGCCCUAUCGUGGACUUUGGGACUGCGUUCGCACGGUGACACGCACGGAGGGCGCAAGCGCCUUCUACCGCAGCUACAGCACGCAGCUGACCAUGAACAUCCCCUUCCAGGCUGUUCACUUCAUCACCUACGAGACCAUGCAGGAGUGGCUAAACCCUCACAGACACUACCACCCCGGCACGCACAUCGUGUCCGGGGCCGCGGCCGGCGCCAUCUCGGCUGUCGUUACCACGCCUCUUGACGUGUGCAAGACGCUGCUCAACACGCAAGAAAACGUGGCGCUCAGCUCCAUGAACAUCAGCGGCCAUUUGUCGGGAAUGGCCAACACUUUCAGGACAGUGUACAAGCUCGGCGGAUUGGCGGCUUUCUUCAAAGGGGUGCAGGCUCGAGUAAUAUACCAGAUGCCCUCCACGGCCAUUGCCUGGUCCGUGUAUGAGUUCUUCAAGUACUUCCUGACCAAGCAGGAGGCGAGACAUCCUUCCUGGAACGGAAAGUGAAUGUGGCUGCUCCGUGAUGUUUGAGGAAGUCGCUGAGCUGUGACACACCUUCUUGUUACUGCACUGACGUCGGCACGUUUUCUUUUCUUUUCUUUUCUUUUCACAAUGACGUCACUCAAGGGCAAAUGAAUCGAGGACAAAUUCACACAGUCGUCUUUCAACAUUCUUUCCUACACACAUAACCAUGUUUUCUUAAAUGAUGUUUAGACUUCUUAAUAUUUAUUUAUUUGUGUGACUUGUAUUUUACUGGGUGCAGAAGGAAGCAACACAUCGCUGCUUUAUUUGUUUUACUUCUGUGUGUAUUUAUAAGGAACAAGCAAACUCACCCUUUUUUCCACUCCCAACGGAAAAAUGAAUCUUCCAACUUCCAAGUGCCUCUUUUGCUCUUUAACAGAGCAAAUCUUUCCGUUUUUAAAGCAAUUUUUUUCCAAUUUUCUUUUAUGUUUUUGCCAUUUUUGCCAUUAAGGAUGGGCAUUUGACUAAAUUUCUUUGAUCCACAAUGAUUUUUAAAACAUUUUAUUUUAACGCAAUUUAUGAAAGAUUCUCUCUGAAUGUUCUGAACUCCUGUUUCCAUGGCAGCGCCGUAUUGAGCUGAAUAGAUCUGUGUGGAUGUACUGUAGCUCAACUUCCCAUCGCUGACAUCCCGUUAGGCUGUACAUUAAACAGCAAACUGGCCUUGACUGAAUCAACAGCGCACCUGCUGGUUGCACUCAAAUAUUACGUUACAUUUUGCCACCGAUCUUUCAUGAUAGGCGGAAUGAUGUAAUUGUGGUUAGCGCGUCUGCCUCACAGUUCUGAUGUUUGUGGUUUGAACUCCUGCUUUCUCCCACAUUCCAAAAACAGGCAAGUUUGGUUAAUUGCAGACUAAAUUCUCCAUAGGUGCUGUGUUGGGAAAGUUUAUUUUCUACACAAACUAGUUCAAAGUUCAGUUCAUAAAUUUUAAAAUGAACUAGUUCAGUUCAUAGUUUAUCAUUCAAAAAUCUGAACUAAGUUUACUGUUAAAAAAAAAAAUGAACUUGUUCAUAAUUUUAUUUUAAUUUCCUCGUUAUGUUGGUGACGGGCUAUUUCUCAUCUAAAUCCAGGCAUUUCCCCAUUGUUGCCACCCUUCCGAUCAACACUAGUAGCCAGCUGCAGCUUUCACCCUACAUGCCCUGACACUUGUUGCUUGAAUGGUCUUUUUUUUUUUUUAAUGAGGAAUUAAAACAAAAGUAGGACUAUAGUCUUUAAUAUGCAAACACCCUACACAGUAUGACAGGGACGAUGAUGAAAGUUGCAUUCAGUCUCCGACAUUGUUCACUUUGCACUUGUUCAGGUACAGCACUGCAUAGGUGUGAAUGGUUGUUUGUCUACAUGUGCCCUGCGAUUGGCUGGCAACCAAUCCAAGUUGUACAGUGCUGUGAAAAAGUAUUGGCCCCCAUUCUCAAAUUAUGUUUUUGCAUAAUUUCCCCACUUCGUUUAAGAUCAUCUAACAAAUGUAAAUAUCAGACAAAUAUAACCCAAGUUAAUUUAAAAUGCUGUUUUUAGAUGGUGAUUUCAUUUAUUAAGGGGGAAAAAAACGAUUCGAAGUUACCUACCCCUGUGUGAAAAAGUAAUUACCCCCCUUGUUAAAUCAUGAAUUAACUGUGGCUAAUCAUAAUUUUUGGUUAAUUUUCACUGAUCACACCGAAGCCUGAUUACCUGCAGACCCGUUCAAUCAAGAAAUCACUUAAACAGAAUAUUUCCUGACAAAAUCAAGUGAGACAAAAGAUCUAAAAAAGCUGCAAGAAAAUGACACGAUCCAAAGAAAUUCCAGAAGUCAAGAAAUAAAGUAAUUGACAUCUGUCAGUCUGGAAAGGGUUACAAAAGCCGUUUCUCAAGCGUUAGGAUUCCACCGAACCAUAGGGAGAGCCAUUAUCCUCACAUGGAGAAAACAUGGAACAGCGGUGAACCUUCCCAGGAGUUACCCCGAGAGAACAGCAAUGACUCAUCCAGGAGGCCACAAAGGAACUCAGGACAAACAACAUAAAGACUCAUUUUGAUUUUGCAAAAAAAUUUCUCACUUUUGGGAGAGUAUUAUAUGGACUGACAAGAUGAAAGUUGAGCUUUUUGAAAGGUGUGUCUCGUUACAUCUGGCUCAAUGUAGCACCUAAUUUCAGAAAAAGAACAUCAUACCAACAGUCAAACAUGGUUGUGGUAGUGUGAUGGUCAUGGGCUGCUUUCCUCCUUCAGCAGCUGGACAACUUGCUGUGAUUGAUGGAACCAUGAAUUCUGCUGUUUAACAGAAAAUCUUGGAGAAUGCUGAGCCAUCAGUUUGUGACUUCAAGCUGAAGAACGCUUGGGUUCUGCAGCAGGAUAAUGAUCCAAAAACGCACCAGCAAGACAACUUCAGAAUGGCUUAAAAAACAAAAUGAAGGUUUUAGAGUGGCCUAGUCAAAGACCAGACUUUAAUCCGAUUGAAAUACAGUGGCAUGACCUUAAAAUCACCCUCGAAAACAUUAUUGCUGUAUUCAAACAAUUGUGUAAGGAAGAGUGGGCCAAAAUAUCUCCACACAAAUGUGAAAUACUCGUUGCCAGUGAUAGAAAACGCUUGAUUUCAGUUGUUGCUGCUGAGGGAUGGCCCAACCAGUUAUUAGGUUUAAGGGGCCAUUACUUUUCCACACAGGGUCAGGUUAACUUUGAAUAGUUCCCCCCCCCCUUAAUAAAUGAAAUUACCAUUUAAAAACAGAAUUUAAAGUUCACUUGGGUUAUAUUUGUCUGAUAUUUACAUUUGAAUGAUGAUCUUAAACAAAGUGGGGAACCUAUGCAAAAAUAUAUGAAUUUGAGAAGAGGGCCAAUACUUUUUCAUGACACUUUGUUCCACCUCUCCCCCAAAGUCGGCUAGGCUCCAUCACACCCGCAAAUCGACUGAUAAAAAGGACUAUAGAAAAUGGAUGAAUUGAUGGACAUAUCAAGGAUUGAUUAAACAACAGUCCCACUAAGUCCGUUCACAAUUCUUGAAGAUCAAUGAAUUGAUGGCCUGCCCAUCUCUAUUUGCCCCUACAGCUGUUUGUUCUUGAAGAAGUGUUGCUCGGCAUGGUGUCCACUGAAUGUUCGCCUAUUGCCCCACAAGACAAUGCUGUUAAAUCUCACACACACACACACCACAGUACAGAAUCACUGCUGGUGUAGUGGUACAUUCGCCUGACUUUCGUGCGGGCAGUGUGGGUUCAGUUCCCACUCAGUGACGGUGUGAUUGUGAGUGUGAAUGGUUGUCCAUGUCUAUCUGUGCCUUGCGACUGACUGGCGACCAGUUCAGGGUCUAUUCUGCCUUUCGCCCGGAGUCAGCUGGGAUAGCCUCCAGUGCCCCGCGACCCUGAAGAGGAUGAGCGGUAUUGAGAAUGGAUGGAUGGAUAUACAGUCCAGUAGACUCGACACGGGGCAGCUAUUGGAGGUCUGAACAUGGCUUGUCAGAGACCUGAAUGACAGCCUUUGUGAUUGAACAUACAUGUUCCAGAUUGUAUUGUAUAUCAAAUAUGAAAUAUAGAUUUUACUCAUUUUUCACUCCAUUGCUUUUUUUAAGCCAUUCCUGCAUCUUUAAACAGAAAAAAAGCCACAUUGUAGUGUUUAUUUUGGUCAAUGUGUACAACCCACCAAAGACAUUGUAUCAAAUGGUAUUUUUUUAUGCAUCUGCUUUUUAACCCGAAGCCCUCCACCAAGUCCACUCCAUUAGCCCUCCUGACUCACAUCCAGACGCUUAUUUUUGUGUAUGUUUACAGUCACAUUGUGGUGACCACUGCAUGUCCCUUCCUGCUCAGCAUUGUUUCAAAAAUGGAUGGCAGCUUUUUUUGCGCUCAAAAUCUACCCACCCGAAUAGUGGCAGUUGAAGAGGAACCGUUUUGUUUUUUGGGGUUUUAGUAUGUUUUGAUGUGUUUAAUGAUUGCAGUUUUUUUAUCAUUCAAUCUGAAUACACACUUUAUAUAAGCCAUAGUUGCGCUUGCAGAGUUUCCCAUGAGCAAAUGGGAAUUCUUUCUUUGAAAUUUAUAUAUGCAUUUGCGUCAUCUAUGUUUUAUUAGGUAAUCAUGUCUCCAAUCCAAGUGAAGAAAAUAUGCUCGCCAUCUCUCUGUAGGUCACUCUAGCGCUGCAUACACAGCACACAGUGCAGAAUAGUGAUGUGUGCUUGUGUGGGUACAUAUAUAUAUUUUUACAUGUAAAUAUGUUACGCUGUUUACGCACAAAUAACUGAAAUGGCGUUGGAAUGUUUGAUCAUGCAUGCAAGAAAUCAUUGCGACAAUGCUGCUACAGCAUGUAACACUGGAGCUGAAAUAAACAAGUGAGAUAU
Molecule: messenger RNA, 5408 nt
Organism: Phycodurus eques (leafy seadragon)
Lineage: Eukaryota; Metazoa; Chordata; Actinopteri; Syngnathiformes; Syngnathidae
Gene: slc25a37
Product: solute carrier family 25 member 37
Exons: 4
Coding region: 104-1111 (335 amino acids)
Biological process (GO): iron import into the mitochondrion
Cellular component (GO): mitochondrial membrane
Molecular function (GO): ferrous iron transmembrane transporter activity
Source: RefSeq, a predicted model, not a curated record